This is a messenger RNA of Crotalus tigris (Tiger rattlesnake), 3122 nucleotides long. It is a transcript of the gene BUD13, whose product is annotated as BUD13 homolog. The record is from RefSeq and is a predicted model, not a curated record. Lineage: Eukaryota; Metazoa; Chordata; Lepidosauria; Squamata; Viperidae. Gene Ontology annotation, biological process: mRNA splicing, via spliceosome. Gene Ontology annotation, molecular function: RNA binding. The transcript has 11 exons. Gene Ontology annotation, cellular component: RES complex; U2-type spliceosomal complex. Bases 931 to 2499 code for a protein of 522 amino acids.
AAUUUCCUACAACAUAAUUUCCUACAACUCUCCUGGGCCCUGCUGGUGUGAGUGAUGGAUUCAGGGGUUAUAGCAACUGGGAGCCCAUUAACACAAGAGGUUGGCAAUGUCCUGGCUUGGCCUUCUUGCAGAGAUUCUGGGCCCUUAACAAAGUGAAAACUGGAAUAAUAAAAACUAUACCUAACCACGAAAAGCAACAGAUUAAUAAGCAAAAGCUCUCCGAUGCCAAUCUGUAAUCCCUCAGAACCCAAGGCCCUGGAACAAUAGACGGAGAGCGUACCCCCAUAGCGAAUCAUCCUGCAGGUUGCCCUUCCCGAGCAACUUAGAGGAUGUGGGUGAACCCCAAAGCUGACUCUGGUUCAUGGCAUAGAUGAAAGGAGCAGCUCCACCUAUUUCAAGCAAAGCAACACGUUUGGAUCGCUAAAACGGUUUGGAGUUCGGUGGUCAACAUGGUGGGAGGGCUAUUGCUUCCUGGGGCUGUGCUGCAGGUCUGGCUUGUAUUCUUUGCUCCCUGUUCAAGAAGGCGAGGUGCCAUAAAGGUGGUAGUAGCUUCAAAGCAGGGAAAUUGGAACUGGCCCCUCUGGGGCAGAGAUGGCUGAGGAAGCAGGGCCUGGGGAGGGGCGGUCAGACUUUGGGCGGUGGGGGAGCUGCUUUUGAGGUUCUGCUGGCAUCUUGAGAGGCAGACUGAGCUCUCUUGCAGAUGGCAUCUUGCCAACUCACUGGCAGCAACAGUCAUAAUUAAGCCUGCCGGCCACUCCGGGUGAGCAACUCGCAACAGUCAAAUUAACAUCCUCCUCCCCGGAUGCGGAGGGCGUCGAUGGCAGCCACGGGCGCCGCCAGAGGGCGACCUUGUGCGCCGGAGAUGGACACGGGCCGUUUCCUCCGAGGCUUCGCUCGACGGUUGUCCUGCUUCCGGGUCUCGAAGAGAAGAUGGCGGCGGCCUCCAGUCUCUCAAAGGCCGAAUACUUGCGGCGGCGCUACCUGGAGGGCGGCGAUGCCGAGGUGGGCAAGAAGCGGCGGCGGAAGAAGAAGGCGGCGGGCCGGAUGCGCAUCGUGGAUGACGACGACGUGAGCUGGAAGAGCCGGCCUGCCGAGGAGGGGGAGGCCGAGGAGGAGGAGGGGGACGAGGGUGACCGGCCAGUGGUGGCUGAAUUUAUCGAUGAACGGCCAGAUGAAGUUAAAUGGAUGGAAGCUUUCCGAGCAAGUAACAAAUGGAAGUUAUUAGGAGAUCAGAAUGAAGAGCCACAGUUAUUUGGACAUUCUAUGACAACCACAUCAAUAAGCAGUUCAGAAACCUCCAGAACAAACGAAAAAAAGCAUUUGUCGGACCAGUCCCCACCUAGGAGGGCCCAUCACGCCCAGCCUGAUCUGUCCCCUCUAAGAGUGCCUUCAGCAAGGGGCACAAAUCGUGUCAAAGGCUCCAGUGGAAGCCAACGUGAAUUGUUCUCAGAUGAGCGCUCUGCUGGCCAGAAGUAUAAGGUGGUGGCGGCUGCUGCUGCUGAGGUGUUGUUGCCUUGCAAGAAAGCAUCUUGUGCUGAGGGAGAUUUGCUGCUGCCGGCCAGCAGCAACUUGCAGUCUGCAGCAUUGCCAAGGAAGUGGCAAAGACAUGAUUCUGAAUCCAGUUCUGACUCUUCUCCAACGAGGAGAGCUCAAGCCACCUCAGAUUCAGACCUUUCGCCACCACGGGCCACUGGCCGACCAGGCACACGACGACCAAAUUAUCCUUCCAAUCUCUCCCCUCCUAGAAGGAAUCGGCACAAAUCGUCAGAUUCGGACUUAUCCCCUCCCCGAAGAGGAGCAGAAGCAAAAAAGAAAGGCCGCAAGUCCAGGAGCCCCUCGACUGUCCUGCCAUGUCAUCAGGCCUUGGAGUCCAAUGGGAGCAGCCAGAGGAUGCUGUCAGGGGGCAAAGCUGGCUUGGUAUCAGCUGAUCUGCUGAGAAGGGAGAAGCAGGAAUUUAAGAAGCUGGCUGGCAGCAGCAGCAAUAGCAGACAUCUGGAGGAUGAAUCUCGGCACGCAAAGACGAUUUUCCGGGAUGAGAUGGGCCGUAAGAGGGACCUGAAGCAGGAGCGGCUAGAGCAGCACAAGAGAGCCGAAGAGACGUCUGAGCGAGAUGAGCAGUACGCUAAGUGGGGGAGAGGCCUGGCACAGAGCAGACAGCAGCAGCAAAAGGUGGAGGAUGCAGUGAAGGAAAUGCAGAAGCCGCUGGCGAGGUACAUUGAUGACGAGGACUUGGAUCAGAUGCUGCGGGAGCAGGAACGAGAAGGAGACCCGAUGGCCGACUUCAUGAGGAAGAAGAAGGCCAAGGAGAGGCCAGGUAGCAAAGAAAAGCCAAAGUAUAAUGGGCCAGCACCCCCACUGAACAGGUUUAACAUCUGGCCAGGCUAUCGCUGGGACGGAGUAGAUAGGUCCAAUGGCUUUGAGAAGAAACGCUUUGCGAGAAUAGCAAGUAAAAAAGCGACACAGGAACUCGCAUACAAAUGGAGCGUGGAGGACAUGUGAGCACCUGGGCCAAACAGGGACAAAGAUUUUUAAAGGCUCCUGCAGAAGCAAGGAUACUUCCUACCCACCAGAGUUCACCACCUGGAAUCCGCAGGAGAACCCCUGUACCCAGUGCAGCUUAAUAGGAGCCCUGGAACGCAGAGGGUGUUUGAAGGAGCCCUAUGAGCUGUUGGAAGGGAGACUCUGGAAGCUUGGUCCAGCCGAAAGGCAGAAGUCGCAGGGCGGCUGGUCACUGCCCCUUGUCCCAGUUGCCAGGUAUUUUGGGGAGGGAGAGGUACAGAGAAUAUACGGCUCUUGUCCUCAGUGCUCUGGGUCUCCCUGGAUAUGUUGCUUCCACUGAAUAGUUCGAUUGUGUGGCUUUCCUAGUGUGAAGCAUCACCUUUCGGUCUCUUGGGAACGUGUAACAGGGCAUCCUUGGAGCAGGGAAUCAUUGAGUUCUCCUUAAAGGACUUGCUGGAAUGAUGAAAUUUGGCUGUUCUGGGGAUCCCUGCAAGCUACAGAGGAGCGCCAGGGCGUUUAUAGAGAAAGCAGGCUCUGCAGAGGUGCAGGGCUCUUCACAGAUUUUCAGUACUUGCUGCAGUUUAAGUGUACAGUUUGUAAAUAACAGGUUUCUUUUUUCCUAA